Messenger RNA from Drosophila bipectinata, 906 nucleotides. RefSeq names its product enoyl-CoA hydratase domain-containing protein 3, mitochondrial. The record is from RefSeq and is a predicted model, not a curated record. Gene Ontology annotation, molecular function: hydro-lyase activity. Gene Ontology annotation, cellular component: mitochondrion. NCBI's taxonomy places the organism in Eukaryota, Metazoa, Arthropoda, Insecta, Diptera, Drosophilidae.
AUGUACCUGUUGCGUUCGUUGAAAUUAUCCAAAUAUGCAGCAGCCACAGCAUUACGGUCAACCAGACGUGGACUCUCGGAUCUGGUUUUGGUCAAAGAAGAGCAAGGAGUUCGGGAAAUAACCCUGAAUCACCCAAAAACACUCAAUUCCCUAUCCAUGGACAUGAUGUGUGCCAUUCAGGAUGCUCUGGUGAAGGAUAAAGACAACCUGGACCUGCGGUGCGUUGUGCUAACAGCUCAGGGCAAGGUCUGGUCAGCGGGUCACAACCUGAAGGAGCUCCACAACGAUCCAGAGGUCCAGAGGCGGGUUUUCCAGAAGCUGACAGACGUAAUCAACGACAUACAAAAACUGCCGGUGCCGGUAAUUGGAAAAGUAAAUGGAUAUGCGGCUGCUGCGGGCUGUCAACUGGUAGUAUCCUGCGAUAUGGUGGUCUGCUCCAAGACUAGCAAGUUCUCCACUCCAGGAGCUGGAGUUGGCGUUUUCUGCUCGACGCCCGGUGUGGCUGUUGCCCGUGCUAUAUCGCGUCCAAAGUCUGCAUAUAUGCUAAUGACCGGACUCCCAAUUAGUGGCGAGGAAGCUUACAUAUCAGGAUUGGUAACCAAAGCUGUAGCUGCCGAGGAACUGGACAAGGAAAUCAAUGAAAUAGCAUGUGCCAUAAAAUCAAAAAGCCGAGCCGUAAUUUCUCUCGGCAAGGACUUCUACUACAAGCAGUUGGGCAUGUCUCAAAGCGAAGCAUACGCGGCUGCCCAGGAAAAGAUGUGCGAGAACUUUCAGCUGGGCGAUACCAAGGAAGGCAUCACUAGUUUCUUUGAGAAACGACCUCCCAAUUGGAAGCAUGAGUAAAGGAACGAGGGCUGUGAAAUAUUGUUGAAUUAAAAGAACCAAAUGUGCAUUUAUGUUGUAUUA